UAUUGUAAUUCUACCAGAAGAGACAAUGACUGUUGUAUUGCUUCUUGAGCAUUUCACUGUAGAUGUGGGCCAAAUACCCGUAGAAUGGCGAUCAUCUUCUGUAUCAUUUAUUCUCUUAUCAGGGAUCUCCAUAUCCAUAAACCACCUAGGGUUUUUAGUAGUGCUUCCUUCUAUUGAAGAAUAUUUUGCAUUGCCUCAUGCAAUUUCUGUGGGAAUUUGCUAAUUUUAAUUAUAUCUCAGGAAUCAGGAUUGUACCUUUAUAGAAAAUUGAGAAAAUGGGGAUGGGAGUGUUGAUUUCAGUACAGUAUGGCCUAAAAAACUCCUUUCGAUCUGUUAUGCAUGCUCUUCAUCUCAUUAAAUAUUCAAUCAAGCAUUUCAGUUUUAAUUUAUCCGCAGAUUACUUUGUGAUCUUUAUGGUCUUGUUUGUUACAAUCAAUUCUAUUUAACUCAUCUAAUCUUAAUUAUGUCUCAGCAAAUGAUUUAUUACAAGAGUUUGUUUGGACCAAUAAAACUUCAUGUUCAUCUUUUGUGGUAUGGGACUGGCUCAGUAGACCUAUUUUUUCUUAGUUAAUAAGUCAUGGUACUCCUGUUUUCUGAUAUCAUGAACCAUGAAAAUGAUAUUUAUGCUCAGUCUUAGUGUAUAAAAAUGUUAUAUGAAGAAGAUAAAAGUUGGAUUAUACCUAUUAUGCGACAUUUAUUAUUCUACUGUAUUGCAUCUUGUUUGGUCACUAUUAUUCUGAGAAGAAAGGGCUAUUAUAGAUUGAGAGUUUUCAUUCCUUUGAAAAUGUAGGUUAGAACAUUAUGUGAGAAGGCUAAGGAGAUACUCAUGCAGGAAAGCAAUGUCCAGCCUGUGAAAAGUCCUGUGACAAUUUGUGGUGAUAUUCAUGGACAAUUUCAUGACCUUGCUGAACUAUUCCGCAUUGGAGGGAAGUGUCCGGACACAAACUAUCUAUUUAUGGGAGAUUAUGUUGAUCGUGGUUACUAUUCAGUUGAAACAGUUACUCUACUAGUGGCAUUGAAAGUGCGCUAUCCUCAACGUAUCACAAUUCUUAGAGGAAAUCAUGAAAGCAGACAGAUCACUCAAGUCUAUGGGUUUUAUGAUGAAUGUCUGAGGAAGUAUGGGAGUGCCAAUGUUUGGAAGACAUUCACUGACCUAUUUGACUAUUUUCCUUUGACCGCUUUGGUCGAAUCAGAAAUCUUUUGUCUGCAUGGUGGAUUAUCCCCAUCCAUUGAAACCCUUGAUAACAUUAGAAACUUCGAUCGUGUUCAAGAAGUUCCACAUGAAGGUCCCAUGUGUGAUCUGUUGUGGUCUGAUCCUGAUGAUCGUUGUGGUUGGGGCAUAUCCCCACGUGGUGCUGGAUAUACUUUUGGCCAGGACAUCUCGGAGCAAUUCAACCACACUAACAAUUUAAAGCUAAUUGCUAGAGCCCAUCAACUGGUCAUGGAGGGAUAUAACUGGGCACAUGAACAAAAAGUCGUCACUAUUUUCAGCGCACCUAAUUAUUGCUACCGCUGUGGAAAUAUGGCAUCCAUUUUGGAAGUUGAUGAUUGCAGGGAGCAUACAUUUAUCCAGUUUGAGCCAGCUCCGAGGAGAGGGGAACCCGAUGUGACCCGGAGAACGCCUGAUUAUUUCUUGUAGACAUGAGAGUCCAAUUUAAGGUGCGCGUGCGCAGGGAGGGGCCAUUCGUCGACAUCCGAGUUUCAAAGAGGCUUGAUAGUAAUACACAAGGUCGUUUAGUUGUGGCAAGUUGUUGGCUUAGUCAUGAAUAUGAUGAUGCUUCUGUUUGUUAUCUUCUGUAAUUUUCUUUUUCAAUAUUCUGUUGUUUUUCUAUUAAUGAUUUUAUUUUGUCUUUUGUUUUCCUUUGUUCCCCUAAUUAUUGCCAUUCGGUAGAGACACACAUACAGGAGUCCUGUAUAACAGUAUAAGAAAGGAGAUUUCUCUUAGUUUCUUUUUCUCA
This is a messenger RNA of Salvia miltiorrhiza (redroot sage), 1958 nucleotides long. Its product is annotated as serine/threonine-protein phosphatase PP2A-2 catalytic subunit. The record is from RefSeq and is a predicted model, not a curated record. Bases 827 to 1639 code for a protein of 270 amino acids. NCBI's taxonomy places the organism in Eukaryota, Viridiplantae, Streptophyta, Magnoliopsida, Lamiales, Lamiaceae. Gene Ontology annotation, molecular function: protein serine/threonine phosphatase activity. Gene Ontology annotation, biological process: mitotic cell cycle; peptidyl-serine dephosphorylation. Gene Ontology annotation, cellular component: cytosol. The transcript has 11 exons.